CAACACUGUAAUACAAUAAACAAAAACAAAAAAGUUUUAUUUAUAAUUAUGCUGUUUGAAAGAUACUUCACAUUGAGACAUGGUUAAUGUUUUCUGGCCCUGUGGUUGACGAUGGCGCCCCCCUGUGGUGUGCAGGGUGCAUGGCGGAGAGGCUGAAGAAGCAGCUACCAGAGCGGGAGAAGCUGGUGGACGUGCUGGCCGGGCUGUCAUUCUUGUUGCAUGUGUCUCAGUCUGUUGCUGACCCUUGCAGGUGCUGCAGCUCAUCCAGGAGAGACACAGCAUCUGCAAGCAGCUCCACAUCCCAGCCCAGAGUGGCAGCACCCACAUCCUGCAGGCGAUGCGCAGGGGGUAAGGAAUUCAGGGAAGCACAGAAUCAAUCAGCACCCCUGAAUGAAACACAACUGCACAAGUUAUACUGUCCCACUCUUUUGACAAAUGUGCAAGCAAUAUUGGACAGGGUGUUCUGGACUAAGGACAGUGUUCAUGUUGUUGUUGCUAUUGUGAUACUUGUUGUUUAAGUGUUGUCCACUAGAGAGAGCUCUCUCCCUGUAUGUUAAAUGGACAGUUUAGUUUACAUGUCAAUGUUAAACCCUGCGUUGUUUCUUUGCAGCUACACCAGAGAAGCUUACCUGGAGCUUAUGGAUCACAUCCGGAGUGUUAUUCCAGGUACAGGUUUUUGAAUCGGCCAGGAACCCUCAUUAAAGGUACAGGUUGUGCUAAUGAUGAUUAAUUCUUCUUAAAUGAACUACAUAUCAUGCAUGCUAACCUGCUACUGGAUAGUGUGGCUUGAGCGACACUCUGAAUUGUCCUGUUGUGUUUCAGAGGUGUGUCUGAGCCGUGCUUUUAUUGCUGGGUUCUGUGGAGAGACAGAGGAAGAUCACCUCCAGAUUGUCUCUCUUCUCCGAGAGGUCCGGUACAAUGUGGGGUUCCUCUUCGCCUACAGCAUGAGAAAGAAGACCCACGCAUAUCACUGUCUCCAAGACGACGUUCCAGGGGAAGUGAAACAGCUGAUCCGAGUGUUCAGAGAGGAGGCUGCUAGCCUGAACUUGGGGUGGCUAGAGGUCUGUAGUGGAGCUCUCUGGGAGGAAUGACGGCAACGUCAAAGUGAUCUUCCCCGACCUGGAAGACUCCACAGGCUGCGCGUCCAGAGGCACUGCUGGGAUCAAACCAGGAGACUACGCGCGGGUCAAGGUAAAGCAGGGACAUUGCACUGCUCCUAUAUUAUUAAGCAGGUUGACACUUGUUUACAGGAGUGCCCAGGGGAGGCAGCAAGCACAACAGCAUUCAUCGGACAUGAUCAAGAAACA
Molecule: messenger RNA, 1307 nt
Organism: Polyodon spathula (Mississippi paddlefish)
Lineage: Eukaryota; Metazoa; Chordata; Actinopteri; Acipenseriformes; Polyodontidae
Product: mitochondrial tRNA methylthiotransferase CDK5RAP1-like
Exons: 3
Coding region: 741-1091 (116 amino acids)
Biological process (GO): negative regulation of cyclin-dependent protein serine/threonine kinase activity
Cellular component (GO): cytosol; mitochondrion
Molecular function (GO): tRNA-2-methylthio-N(6)-dimethylallyladenosine(37) synthase activity
Source: RefSeq, a predicted model, not a curated record